UUUCGCAACUUGCGCUUCUUCGCUUCUAUUUAUUUCUGCACCCAUGCCACAACUCGCUCCCCCUCCAAGGCUCCACACCAACAACAAAAGUCCCCGGUAGCAAAUCGCGUCGAUUUUCAAUAGCGGUGACAUGAAGCGCAGCGCAUCGGAGUUGGCUCUCGAGGAGUUCAUAAGGAGGACGAUAAACGGUCCCGAGUUGAUCGAUACCGGAUUAACCCGUGAUAACGAUGACAAGUAUCAGAUUAACGGAGAGAUUCAGAGUCAUGAGCGAGACAGAGCUGGUUUCGCCGAUGAAGUCGACGGCUAUCUCACCGAUGUGCUCUCCGGUGAUCUUGCCAACUUCGCUCUCAAAAGCCAGGAUAUAAUAAGUUUAUUUUCAGGUUGCGGUGAAAUGACAGAAACCCUUCUCAGUUCUCCCCUCCUCACUAAUUUCAAGAAACCCAGCAUUACAGCAACCAUAGAUUCCCAAUCAUCAAUAUGUGUUAGCAGUCCAGUGUCAGCCAACAAACCAGAAGGUAGGGAUACUCAAGAAAGGAGAGUUACCAGUGGUUCUUCGCAUGAGCAAUCUGAUGAUGAAGAUGUUGAGUUAGAAGCUGGUCCAUGUGAGCAGAGCACGGACCCCACCGAUUUAAAACGUGUAAGAAGGAUGGUUUCCAAUCGGGAGUCUGCUAGGCGAUCAAGAAGAAGAAAACAAGAACAGCUGCAAGAUCUUGAGUUGCAGGUUGAACAACUGAGAGGAGAAAAUAUGUCUUUAUGCAAGCAGCUCACGGAUGCAAAUCAACAGUAUAAUGUUGCGGAUACAAACAAUCGAGUCCUGAAAUCAAAUGUGGAAGCUUUGAGAGCCAAGGUAAAAUUAGCUGAAGAUAUGGUUGCUCGAGGCUCCUUAAACUGCAGUUUGCAUCAAAGUCAUUUAGGUACACCACAACCACUUAAUACCUAUAAUCUGCGCCGGGUUCCAAAUGUGUCACCAACCAUCACUGUCCAUGGAAAUGAUGCCUCGUUUGCUGGAAUGACAGUUUCUGGUCAGAAUUCUGCCAUUGUCCAUGGAGACACCAAUGCUAAUAAUAGUAACAACAUUAAAACUGGAAUCUUGAGUAGUAAUGCUGUAAUCAAUGAAGAUGCAAAUGUACUGUUGUAAAUUUCUCUACACUCUGACAGUGCAUAAAAUGGUAUAGAUCCUGGCCAUGAUAGCAUGAUUGAUUUUGGUAAAAGAUGGCCAGUCUUCAUGAUUGGGGUUUGCAUCCGAGUCCGAGUGCACAGCAAGACAGAGUUCAAUGCAUAUUUAUGUUGAAGGUUGAUGGCUAUAUGGUAAUCUAUUUGGACUUCAAAUGUUGCCAGUU
Molecule: messenger RNA, 1340 nt
Organism: Carya illinoinensis
Lineage: Eukaryota; Viridiplantae; Streptophyta; Magnoliopsida; Fagales; Juglandaceae
Product: basic leucine zipper 9
Exons: 6
Coding region: 131-1138 (335 amino acids)
Biological process (GO): regulation of DNA-templated transcription
Molecular function (GO): DNA-binding transcription factor activity
Source: RefSeq, a predicted model, not a curated record